Cyprinus carpio (common carp) is the source of this 2992-nucleotide messenger RNA. RefSeq names its product solute carrier family 5 member 2 (gene slc5a2). The coding region runs from base 56 to 2116 and encodes 686 amino acids. Gene Ontology annotation, molecular function: D-glucose:sodium symporter activity. The transcript is spliced from 14 exons. Gene Ontology annotation, cellular component: plasma membrane. Gene Ontology annotation, biological process: transmembrane transport; sodium ion transport. NCBI's taxonomy places the organism in Eukaryota, Metazoa, Chordata, Actinopteri, Cypriniformes, Cyprinidae. The record is from RefSeq and is a predicted model, not a curated record.
UCAUGUUUUGUCAUCUCAUAAAUGAUAUCAGCAUCGUGUCUGUCUGUCUUCAAAAAUGGAGAACACUACAGCGAAUCAUGUAACCAUCAACAAUCCAGCUGACAUCAGUGUAAUCCUUGGCUACUUUAUGGUGGUUAUUGCAGUAGGAAUUUGGUCUACAUUUAGGACUAAUCGUGGCACAGUAGGUGGCUACUUCCUUGCAGGUCGGACCAUGGUAUGGUGGCCUGUGGGAACUUCUCUGUUCGCGAGCAACAUCGGCAGUGGUCAUUUUGUUGGUCUUGCAGGAACAGCAGCUGCAAGUGGAAUAGCUGUCGGGAGUUUUGAAUGGAAUGCAUUAUUUAUUGUUUUGUUGCUGGGCUGGGUGUUCGUCCCUGUUUAUUUAACUGCAGGGGUGAUUACAAUGCCUCAGUACCUCAAGAAAAGAUUUGGAGGGUCUAGAAUUAGCUUGUAUCUCUCUGUCAUUUCACUUUUCCUUUACAUCUUCACAAAGAUUUCCGUUGACAUGUUCUCAGGAGCAGUUUUUAUACAGCAGGCUCUUGGCUGGAAUAUCUAUGUUGCAGUGAUUGCCCUGCUCUGCAUAACAGCACUCUAUACAGUCACAGGAGGACUGGCUGCACUGAUGUAUACAGACACUGUCCAAACCUUUGUAAUCAUUGCUGGAGCCUUCGUCCUCAUGGGAUUCUCCUUCAAUGAAGUUGGAGGAUACAGUGCUUUACUGGAUAAAUAUAGUUUAUCUUUGCCAUCUCAGAGGGGUUUUAACAUCUCUGAACAGUGUUACACUCCACGCGAGGAUGCCUUUCAUUUACUUAGAGAUCCCAUGACCGGGGACCUGCCAUGGCCCGGUGUGUUAUUUGGCAUCGCAAUUAUUGGUAGCUGGUACUGGUGCACUGAUCAGGUAAUUGUGCAACGCUGUUUGGCUGCCCGUAGUCUGACGCAUGUAAAGGCUGGAUGUAUAUUGUGUGGGUACCUCAAACUACUCCCUAUGUUUCUCAUGGUGUUUCCAGGCAUGAUCAGCAGAGUGCUUUACCCUGGUAUGCAUUUUAAUAUGAACAUAUUUAAUAUGACAUGCCUUUAUAAUUACAAACUUGAUCAAGGAAUACCAAUAUCAUUUAUUUAUUUAGAUGAAGUAGGUUGUGUGGAGCCAAGCAUCUGUACGAAAGUGUGCGGCACAGAAGUUGGCUGCUCCAACAUUGCCUACCCCAAACUAGUGGUUUCUGUAAUGCCAACAGGUCUCAGAGGUUUAAUGCUGGCAGUCAUGUUGGCAGCUCUCAUGAGCUCACUAGCCUCAAUCUUUAACAGCAGUAGCACCUUGUUUACCAUGGACAUUUGGACUCGUAUUCGGCCCCAAGCUAGAGAUAAAGAGCUCAUGAUUAUAGGAAGGGUGUGGAUACUCUGCAUUGUCGCCAUUAGCAUUUGUUGGAUCCCAGUUGUCCAGGCAGCCCAGAGCGGUCAGCUGUUUGAUUAUAUUCAAUCUGUGACUAGUUACUUAGCUCCACCUAUUGCAGCAGUCUUCUUCCUUGCCAUUUUUAUGAAGAGGGUCAAUGAGGCAGGGGCCUUCUGGGGUCUGAUGGGAGGACUGGUUAUGGGUCUGUGUCGUAUGGUUCCCGAGUUUGCAUAUGGCUCAGGAACCUGCCUUAAGCCCUCCAACUGCCCAAAACUUAUAUGUGGAGUUCAUUACCUUUACUUUGCAGUGCUGCUCUUCUUCUGCACUGCUAUCCUGGUGCUUUUUGUAAGCUACAACACUCCACCCAUAGAUGACAAACAUCUCCAUCGACUUGUCUUUACCUUACGCCAUUCUAAAGAAGAAAGGGUCGAUCUGGACUGGGAAGAGGUGGAACGAGGAAGAAAAGCUCGAAGAGAGGCAGAUGAAAAGGAAACGGUCGUAACUGAGGAGGAUCAAAUUGAACGUGGUGACCGAUCCAUAAUGAUGAUGAUUAUUGGUUGGUUUUGUGGCAUAAGUGAUACUCAGGCUCCAGAGCCCACAGAGGAGGAAGUGGCUGAAGCAUCAAAACAAUUACCUGACAUAAGUGAAGACCCACUGUGGAAGUAUUUGGUUAAUGCUAAUGCUCUGAUAAUGAUGUCUGUGGCUGUUUAUUUUUGGGGUUACUAUGCAUGAGGGCAAAACAAUGAUCAUGGUAUAUAAAUCAGUGUUUUCCAACCCUGGUCUUUGGAUCAAGAUUCUCCCUAAUGAGUGUGUCAGAUAAGAGAGACAUCCAAAGUGUGUACUGUUGGGAGCACUACAGGGUUGGGAAAAACUGAUUUAAUUUCUUUAAAUUCUUCACACAAGUCUACAGAAUCUGUUAAUCAAUGACUAUGUGAUACCAUGCGUGAAAAAAAGAAAUUUAAAUGAAUCAAUGAAAAGGCAAUUAAAUAAUUUUAGACGUAUAAUUAAAAGAAUAAUCAUUUGGAUUGCUAUGUUGGAUUUCAGUUUUAAGAUGUUAUUGACACUGUCCAACAGACAAGAUACCCCAUAUGUUUAAUGGAAUAGUAUACCCAAAAAUGAAUAUUUGGUAAAGAAUUUACUCACGCUCAGGCCUUCCAAUUCAUUGAAACAGUUUUGGAGAAUUUUAGCAUUACAUCAGUUGUUAUCAAUGGAUUGAUAGCAAUGAAAGGGUGCUGUAACAAUGAAAUUCCAAACAGCUGAUAAAAACAUCACAGUGCACAAAUGACACACACAAAUCUAGUCAAUGAAAAACUCUGUGUUUGUAAGAAACAAAUCUUGAUGGAUUUUUACAAACAUGCAGCUUUUACUUCAUAAGACGUGAAUUGAUGGACUGAAGUCUUGUAGAUCGUUUUUAUCAGAUGUCUGGGCUCCCAUUCUGACAACAUCCAUUGGAGAGCAAAGAGAUGUAAUGUUAAAUUUCUCUCAGUCUUUAAUGACAAAGAAACAAACUCAUCUACAUGAUGGAUGGCCUGAGAGUGAGUAAAUGUUCAUUUUUGGGGGUGAAAUAAUUUAAGUGUCACUUAAAUAAAAGCUUCUGUUAAAAGCUCA